Wallemia mellicola CBS 633.66 is the source of this 918-nucleotide messenger RNA. Its product is annotated as kinase-like protein. The record is from RefSeq and is a predicted model, not a curated record. Gene Ontology annotation, biological process: autophagosome organization; protein autophosphorylation; peptidyl-serine phosphorylation. Gene Ontology annotation, molecular function: ATP binding; protein serine/threonine kinase activity. Gene Ontology annotation, cellular component: cytoplasm; autophagosome. NCBI's taxonomy places the organism in Eukaryota, Fungi, Basidiomycota, Wallemiomycetes, Wallemiales, Wallemiaceae. The annotation marks the transcript as partial. The transcript is spliced from 5 exons.
AGCAACAACGAAGAGAAAGAAAUAGGAGAAUGGACAUUUGGUAAAGAGAUUGGUAAAGGCUCAUUUGCGAUCGUCUAUCACGGAUGGCGUACGGGAAAUAAUAAUUCUUGCGCUAUUAAAUCUGUAAUAAAAUCUAAGCUUACAGCUAAGCUCCUCGAUAAUCUAGAGGGUGAGAUUAGUAUAUUAAAGCGUAUACAUCAUCCGAAUAUCGUUGGCUUAAUGGAUUGUUUCAAAACAAAUACACAUAUACACCUAAUAACUAGCUACUGCUCCGGUGGCGAUCUCAGUUGCUAUAUCAAGAAACGAGGACAGGUACCUACUCUUGAAUACUGGCCAUCCGGAAUUGAGGGUGUAGGCGCACCUGCAUUUUACAAGCACCCAGAUUCUGGUGGUCUAGACCAGAAUGUCGUACGAUCUUUCUCAGGCCAACUAGCACAAGCCUUAUUGUUUUUACGUUCACAAGAUCUAAUUCAUAGGGAUAUAAAACCUCAGAAUUUAUUGUUACAGCCCGCCGACCCUGCUGAUCUAGAGAGAGGCCACCCUCUUGGUAUUCCAAUACUAAGGGUCGCUGACUUUGGUUUCGCUAGAAAUUUACCGGCCGCUGCAAUGGCUGAAACUCUUUGUGGUUCUCCGUUAUAUAUGGCACCUGAAAUUCUACGUUAUGAAAAAUAUGAUGCUAAAGCUGAUUUAUGGAGUGUUGGAGCUGUCAUGUAUGAGAUGUCUACUGGUAGACCACCAUUCAGGGCGCAGAAUCAUGUUGAAUUAUUACGUAAAAUUGAAAGAUCUGAGGAUAAAAUAAAGUUUCCCUCACCUACAGAAUCAAUGCAGUUCGAUAUACCCCGAGAUAUUAAGGAUAUAAUAAGAAAAUUACUCAAAAGGCAUCCAAUUGAAAGAAUUUCAUUCGAAGAUUUCUUUGAU